Messenger RNA from Nicotiana tabacum (common tobacco), 1823 nucleotides. NCBI's taxonomy places the organism in Eukaryota, Viridiplantae, Streptophyta, Magnoliopsida, Solanales, Solanaceae. The record is from RefSeq and is a predicted model, not a curated record.
CAUUUUGAAGAACUGACCCAUUCUUCAAGAAUGGCUUCUACUAAGAAUAUAUAUAUGCAAAUCUCCUUUGUUCUAUAAUAGCUUUGUCCUCUGUGUAAGCUCUGAGCAGCUAUGGACAACAAAAACAAUUCUUUUUUAUUCCUUUCUUUGCUGUGCUUAUGCUUCUCUCUCAAAACCCAUCUCUCCUUAGGAGCUGACACCAUCUCUGCAAAUCAAUCCCUCUCUGGAGACCAAACAAUAUCCUCUUCAGGUGGGAACUUUGUGCUGGGAUUCUUCAGACCAGGUAAUAGUUCCAACUAUUACAUAGGCAUAUGGUACAAAAAAGUGACUGAAAAAACUCCUGUUUGGGUUGCAAACAGGGAAACACCAGUUUCUGAUAAAAAUUCUGCAGAGCUAAAAAUCUUGAAUGGUAAUUUGGUACUGGUUAAUGGGUCUAAUACUUCAAUUUGGUCCACAAAUAUUAGUUCUAGCAAGUCCAAUUCUGUGGUAGCAGUUCUCCGAGAUGAUGGUAAUUUAAUCUUGAGAGAUGGGUCUAAUCGUAGGCAUAUUGUUGGAAGUGGAAAAUCAGUGGAGGGUUCAUUGGUGGCAUUUGGUUACAAAGACUUGCAACAUGCUACCAAAAAUUUCUCAGAGAAGUUAGGGGGUGGAGGUUUUGGUUCUGUUUUCAAAGGGAAACUGUCUGAUUCAUCUGCUAUUGCGGUUAAGAGGCUCGAUAGCAUCAACCAGGGAGAGAAGCAAUUUCGAACGGAAGUCAGCACAAUCGGAACAAUCCAACAUGUUAAUCUUGUACGCCUUCGUGGAUUUUGCUCUGAAGGUAACAAGAAGCUGCUGGUUUAUGAUUACAUGGAAAAUGGUUCCCUGGAUUCACAUCUUUUUACCGAGAAGCAGUCAGAUGUUAUGGAUUGGAAAACAAGGUACCAGGUGGCGCUGGGGACAGCUAGAGGCUUGACUUAUCUCCAUGAGAAGUGCAGGGAAUGCAUUAUACACUGUGACAUAAAGCCUGAAAACAUCCUUCUUGAUGCACAAUUAUGCCCCAAAGUAGCAGAUUUUGGCCUGGCAAAGCUUGUUGGGCGCGACUUUAGCAGAGUGCUUACUACUAUGAGAGGAACAAGAGGUUAUCUUGCACCUGAAUGGAUAUCUGGGGUGGCCAUUACAGCCAAAGCUGAUGUUUAUAGCUAUGGUAUGAUGCUUUUGGAAAUCGUAUCAGGGAGGCGAAACUCGGAGCAGUCUCAAGAUGGAAAAGUGAAAUUCUUCCCUAGUUGGGCUGCACGUGUAUUAGCUGAUGAAGGCGACAUCCUUAGCCUAUUGGACUAUAGGCUGGAGAGAGUUGCUGACGCUGAGGAGGUGUCAAGAAUAUGUAAAGUUGCAUGUUGGUGCAUCCAAGAUGAUGAAUUACAAAGGCCCUCAAUGGGGCAGGUUGUUCAGAUUCUUGAAGGAGUUUUGGAGGUGAAUUUGCCUCCUAUCCCACGCUCUCUUCAAGUUUAUGCAGACAACGAUGAGCACAUAGUUUUCUUCACUGAAUCAUCCUCGAGCCAGACUAGUUCACAAGCUCAAAGCAAGACUUCAAGUGCAACAUCUCAAUCCAAAAGCACCACGGAGUCUAUGAAUUCCAGGUCUUGAAUAGGUCUCUCAAUUACUAGUGUUGUAUAUCACUACUAACUAAUUCGAAUACCUAUGCUUAGCUUUGUAUAAUCAAUUAUUGCUUAGCCCUAGCAUCGUCUGUUGUGUUUGCUAGGUUCACUACUUGUUAUUCUAUUCCAUUUCGUACUUUUGGUAAUUUCGUACUUGAUUAACAUUGAUAAUGGCAGCUGCCAUAUGAUAAA